UAAUAUGGCCAAAACAAUCUGGCACGCUGGGCCGCCGCCGCGAAGUUGCUACGCAAUAGGGUGUUGCGAGCAGGGGUAGGGAUGGCAUGUGAGUGUGGCUGUGGUCGCGGACAACUGAAGCGGACCAAAUGACAAAGUUUGGCCACACACACACACACACCUGCCAUGGACGGGUGUGGCACUAAGGAGCUGCCAGCAUACAAGUACGGAGGCUCCACACCUGCGUUUGGUGGCACAGGGGCAGCAAACACACCUGCAUCCAGUAUGGAUGGAGGCAAGGGUGUACCAGCAGUAGGUGGAAGUGGAGUGGAGGAGCUUGGGGAGACUGGCAGCACGGCAUCCAGUGGAGGAGGGCGGAAGAAGAAGAAGAAACAUAAGAGUGGAGAAGAAUCAUCCACUUCAGCCAAGUCUUCCGCUGUGGUGGAUGAAGAGCUGGUGGACACUGUGCUGCCAAUGCUCUCCGACAACCAAGAUGUAGAGGAGCUGCUGUUCCCCUCCACACUGCCGCCCUCAGGAGGCACGCUGGUGGCCGGCCAAUACCUCCUCAACAACUCCCUGCUGGACCAAAUACUCACCGAGAAGAAGAUGCAAAUCUUGCAGUCUCCAGAGGUCAUUGAAUUCUUGAGGAAACAACUGGCUAAGAAGUGAAUCUGGCCCUGCAACUAAUACAUCCACUGACAGAUGCCUGACGCACCUCCUAGCUCAAAUCACAGCUGGCACAGUACCUGGGGCCUUACACUGCUCAUGGAGGGCUGGGAGGGACACUGCAGGAAUUGGCUGGGAACUGACAUGCUGGCAAACUCUUGUGGUCUGUUAGUAAUGCUGGAACAAGAUUGUUGGUCUGUGAAAUGUGUACCACCACUUUUCUGCACUGCUUGUCUGGUAAAACUGCAGGACUUGGCUGGGAACUCUGGAAAUAUACAUGCAAGUGCAAAUACCCAACUAGUGUGUUGGUAAUGCAUAAACCUUCUCUAAUAGUCUGUGAAAUGUGUACCUGCAAUUUUCUCCACUUCUUGCCUGGUAAUAAUCCUUUGCUGUUGUGGGCUGCAAACACGUGCCAUACAGACUGUGAAGGGAAAAUGAUAAAUUAAGUUGUAUUUGGCUCUGUUCUUCAUCUUAUCUGGUUUUUCUUGAUGGUAACAUGGUUUAAAGUCACACAUAACACACUGAAAUACUGACAAGUGAUAGAAGCAAGAAGUGUACAUCUGAAGGAAGGACUGGAUAGAUAUAGACAGAAGAGGUGGUGAUAGAGAGGCAAGGAGUGUGCAUUUCAAGAAAGAUAUAGACAGAACAAGAGGUGAAAGUUAUCUGCCUCAAAAAUAUUCCUGUAAAUGCCUUGAAUUAAAUCUAACUUCAUGAAAGGCUUGUAAUAUAUUAAGUACAAGCGUACUGGGAAGAAAAAUAUACAAGUACUUACAUACAUUCUAUUCUGAACUCAAAUAUUCAGGAACAUCACCUAAUUAAAAUGAUUCUGUAAUGACAUGUUUGUUGUGACUCUUAAUGAAUAACUUAAUGCUAAUAAGGAAAACAAAACUACAUCAUGUUUGUUAAAGUUUCAUUAGUUUGAUUUACAACACACCUUUGUCUCUAUCUCACUCUUUCCUCAACUUCCUUUUGCUUCUGUCUCAGUUGCCAGUUGCCCAAGAGUCCAAGAAAGCAUGUUCUCACUGUGAACUGAAGACAACCUUGCACUCCUCCAUUCAUCACUAAAUUAGAUGUGUUUGGCACAUUUCAUUUCCCUGUACAAAUUCACCAAUGAAAGCAAUUAGACUUAAGUAUUUUUAACUAUUAAGACACCUCAUCAGUACAGGAACAAGUGUGAUGUCUAAUUUUGAUUUUCUCAGGGGAAAAAAUCUGAUUCACAAGAUGGAAUGAUACAUAGCUUGUUAUUUUAUCUAUUGGUUUGAGUUGGAGACAAUUAAUUACUGAUAUCCUUUAUUACCUCCCUUUUGUGGGGAUUAGAUUAACGACUGAAUGAAUUAGAGGCUGUCAAGUUAUCUAUUCUUCAUAUGGAAUGGAAACGCUUGCCACAAAACGCCAAAAAUUUAUCAAGAACAUUAUGACAUCACUUAUUUCAUUCCCUUGUAUCUGGAUUUAAUGAGACAUCACAUUAUUCAGUCCUGUGGGUACAAAUAGGCACUUAUCUUCAUUUACGUGUUCUGCUAUACAUUAACAAGGCACCAGAGAGACACUAGAGUAUGUCACUGUUGCCUACACACUCAUCCCUCACCCACAAGAAGCUACACACCAAAGCCGAUAUUCUGAAACACUCUGUUCUCACCACGACUUUUUUCCCAAGGUCACGGAGAUGAUUAGCUGGGUUCUCAAGAGUGUUUCUCUUGCUCAUAGUGUAGAAAUCUUGUUAAUCUGUCACUAGAAACAAAAACACCCUUGAAAAUCCAUGUGUCUUUAACUAGAGGGUUUUAAAUGUAGUGGAGGUGAGAUACAGAGGUGUUUCAGAAUAUGGCCCCAAGACAACACAAGGCUCUGAUUGUCGUUACUUGAAAAUUAUACAGUGGCGUAAACAAACAUGUGAGAUUGUUGUACUUACUGUGGAGAUUACUGUAUAUUGGCAUAAAUAAUGAAGAGGUAUUAAAACCAUCUUGCUUUAUGUGAAAACUGUGCUACGUUGGGUGAUAAAUAGGUAAUAAUUAGUGUCGUACUUUGUUUAAACAUUGCUGUACGCUGCAUGGACUGAGCACCGUCACACGUGUAUGUAUACAUGACAAAUACUGAACAUUAUACAUGGGGAAAUAUAUGUAUAAAAAAAAAAAAGCUAUAUUAAAAGGCACAUCAUAGAACCAUUACGGGUGGGUAUGUUGGUGCUCAAGUGAAUAAAAAAUAAAUAAAUAAACUAAAAAAAAAAACAAAUAGGUGUGUGAUGGGAACAUGUUUGGCUUGUGCAGCAGUUUAUCAUUACAAUUCUACUUCCAACACAUCAAAGUCCAGUUGAGAUAUAUAAGUGCCAUUAAUUUUAAGAGGACAUGCACACACACACUCGAGCCUGUGCAUACUAGUGCUCAGCGACUAUGUAAAUGCAAACUCAGAUUACCUUAGACUAGUGAUAUAAAUUAGAGUUACAAUGGUUCAUUAAGGUAACUCAUCCCAGGACUGGUAGAGGGUCAUCUGUUACCUCCACUGACUACAGGUAGUGCUGGUUAAGGUGAGGUGGGAGGCACACUGAUGAUACUUAGGCACACACUGAUAUUUUGAGGCCAAGUAUAGAAAAGAACUAAAAUGAAUGGAUAUAGGGAGGAAUAAAUUAGUCUGCGCUCUGAGACUGGGUAUAGAAAAGAAUUAAAAUUAUUGGAUACUGGGAGGAAUAAAUUAGUCUGUGCUUUGAGGUUGAGUAUAGAAAAUGGAAGAAUAGAUUAGUCUACUUUGAGACUGAGUAAAGAAAACACCUGGAAUUAUGUUUGUUUUGGAACCUUCUUAUAUACUCAAGUUUAUCUGUAAUUCCUGAUUGUUAUUCAUGAUUACAAGACUUGCCAGGCCUUGUAUUGUGUGCAUCAAGGCUAAAUAGGCCAGAAUAUUAAUGCUGUCCAUUAUAUAUAUGUGCCUCAAACUUAUUAAUUCCACAAAAGUCCAGUUAUACUAACUUUGAUGAUUAUAAGUUUAGUGAAUAAAUUUUGUUUUCA
This is a messenger RNA of Scylla paramamosain (green mud crab), 3638 nucleotides long. RefSeq lists its product as uncharacterized. The transcript is spliced from 5 exons. The record is from RefSeq and is a predicted model, not a curated record. Bases 166 to 648 code for a protein of 160 amino acids. Lineage: Eukaryota; Metazoa; Arthropoda; Malacostraca; Decapoda; Portunidae.